Myzus persicae (green peach aphid) is the source of this 1017-nucleotide messenger RNA. RefSeq lists its product as uncharacterized. NCBI's taxonomy places the organism in Eukaryota, Metazoa, Arthropoda, Insecta, Hemiptera, Aphididae. The transcript is spliced from 5 exons. The coding region runs from base 1 to 1017 and encodes 338 amino acids. The record is from RefSeq and is a predicted model, not a curated record.
AUGAUACCGAAGUACAUGGGUAUUGUCAAAAUGCUAUCUUAUAGAAUGUUUUGGAAUAAUCAGACCAGUUUUUCUAUAGUUUCUGAUGUAAUAGCAAGAAACAGAUUUGACAACCUAAGGUCUUACUUUCACGUUAAUGAUAAUACUCAUAUGUUACCCAGAAAACAUAGCCAACAUGACAAAUUGUUUAAAAUCAGACCUUUUUUGAAUGCUAUAAGGGAUAACAUGAAAAAAGUUCAUGUAAAUGAGUAUAUAGCUGUUGACGAAAUAAUUAUUCCUUUCAAAGGUCGCUCAAUUAUGAAGCAGUACAAUAAAAAUAAGCCUCAUAAAUGGGGAAUCAAAAUGUUUGCACUGGCUUCAUCAAAUGGACUAGUGCAUGAUUUUGAAAUAUAUGUUGGCAAAGGUACUUUACCUCCAUCGAACCAUGGCCUAGGUAUUAGUGGAGAUGUUGUCAUGCGACUUAUUGAAUGUAUUCCAAAAAAUGAAAAUUAUAAGGUAUCUAUGGACAAUUGGUUUAAUUCCUACAACUUGCAAUGCAAGUUAAAAUUUGUUGGAGUUCAAAGUAUCGGGACAGUACGUUCUAAUCGUAUUGCCGGUUGUGUAUUAGCAAAUGAUAAGCAAUUGAAAUCUGAAGAACGUGGCAAGACCACUACCUGUGGAGAAUGUCAAAAGAUGGUCUGUUGCACAAAAAAAAAAGUUGAUGUCCCUAGACCAGCGUCAAUUGGUGAAUAUAAUUCUUAUAUGGGAGGCAUUGAUUUACAUGAUAUGCUAGUGGAGCUAUAUCGUGUAAAUAUAAGAUUAGAAAUAUCUCAUGCUUUAUUACAAUGUGGAAAAGUUCAAACGCCAAAAAGAGGUAGACCAUUAUCUAACACACCACUAACUAAAAAAAUAAGAACUUUUACUCCAAGACCAACUAACGAUGUUAGAUAUGAUGAAACUGGACAUUGGCCAAUUCGAGUCAUUACAAAAACAAAGAUGUACAAAUUGUAUUACAUGUUAUUCUACAACAAAAUGUGA